Anopheles aquasalis is the source of this 1821-nucleotide messenger RNA. Its product is annotated as mitochondrial nicotinamide adenine dinucleotide transporter SLC25A51. The record is from RefSeq and is a predicted model, not a curated record. Gene Ontology annotation, cellular component: mitochondrion. Gene Ontology annotation, molecular function: NAD transmembrane transporter activity. NCBI's taxonomy places the organism in Eukaryota, Metazoa, Arthropoda, Insecta, Diptera, Culicidae.
AAAGGGAAAAAGGCAAAACGCGAAAUCCGCGAACAAAUCGCGAUUCUGUAAUCAAUUUUUAUCAGUGAUUCAAACAACAGCCAAACAAUCUUCUGACCAGACUCGCCUAGAACAAUCAUCGCCGGGUGGGCACCAGCAGCAGGCGCCUUCGUUCGACAGAAAGGCACGCAAGUGACCCAGACGUGCUCCUUGUUAUCAGUAAAAAAUCUCCACGGCAAAUUACGGCAUCCACAAGUCUGUGCUAAACCCGGUGCACACCUGGAAGAGUAGAACGGUAGUGUCCCCGAAAAUUACGGGAAUUACAUAACUGCCAAAAAGGGAAGCACGGCACGCACGGCAUCGUGCACGCAACGAGAUGGCAGGAACGAACGCAGGCUCGCUUUAUCCACGGACUCCAGGUAGCGGGAACGUGAAUUUAUGCUGACGAGGUGAUAGAACCGGACCUCCGAGGCACAAGCAUACGCACACACGCAUUGAAUGCUAGAGAUUAGGAUUUGCUGUUAUUUUAUCAACUUCGCUUGUACGCACCAACCCCAUUGCCGUGGGAACGCGAGCUACUGUGAUGGCAAUCAUACGCACUACGGAAGAGCUGCAUCCCGCGGUCGCAAACAACGGGCCGGUCACGGUACCGAUCUUCUGCUGGCGGGAGUUUGCCUGUGGCUGGGGUGCAGCCUUCGUCAACAUUACCGUGACCUAUCCCAUCUACAAGAUGAUCUUUCGGCAGAUGCUGCACGGUGUGAAGCUAACGCAGGCCUUUGGUCAGUUGCGCGGCGAAGGUAUGACCUUCCUGUACCGGGGCAUAUUCCCUCCGUUGGCCCAGAAAACGAUCUCACUAUCGCUAAUGUUCGGUGUGUACGAUAGUACGCGGCGGCCACUCGUCGAAUACUGUCACGUAAAUCCGUACACAGCGAAAACGGUGGCGGGCAUAGCGGCCGGUACUGUAGAAGCAGUACUGAUGCCCUUCGAAAGGGUUCAAACGCUGCUGGCAGAUGCUACCUAUCAUCAAAAGUAUCGGAAUACGCAACAUGCCUUCAAGGUCAUUAUCGUGGAAAAUGGUAUUAAAGAGCUGUACCGAGGUUUGGUACCGAUUCUGUGGCGUAACGGACCCUCGAAUGCAAUGUUCUUUGUGCUUCGUGAAGAAGCAAGUAGUCGGCUACCAAAGCGAGUUUCCAUCGUUUCCCAGGGGACUCAGGAGUUUGUGGCUGGUGCCUGUAUCGGUGCAUUUAUCAGCACGGUGUUCUAUCCUCUGAACGUGCUGAAGGUGACGAUGCAGUGUCGUGUCGGUGGACCGUACGACAACAUGUGGACUGCCAUGCAACAAGUGUACAUCAGCCGCGAUCGGAAGCUGCGGAACGUCUACAAAGGCGUUAGCAUGAACGCAUCGCGGGCUUUCCUCAGCUGGGGCAUUAUGAACACGGCGUACGAACAGCUUAAGAAGGUGUUCUACUAGGUCGGCACCGGAUGUGAUCCAAGCAGCACGUUCCACGUGGUACCCACUCAACACUAGUCGAUAGCAUUGCAAUGCUAAUCUCCACGUUGCCACUCAACCCACGUACCGUUCCGUUUUCAUCUUCCGCUCCUAUUAUCACUGUCAUGAGACCCACAAUGAGUGUUCCCCGUGUUGCAUUUAAUGCACAUUGCCAUUGCCUAGGCUACCAAACCCAGUCUUUUCAGCCGUUGUCGAGCGUCUCGUACGUUGAAGUAUUCUGUUUAUUCUUGUUGUUUUUUUUUAUUCACAAGUCAUAGUGUAAAUAUUGAUGAACACAUUGUAAAUAUCUCGCCAAUUGAUGCAUAAACUGCACCUACAUCCAUGCGCAGUGA